This is a messenger RNA of Thermochaetoides thermophila DSM 1495, 309 nucleotides long. RefSeq lists its product as uncharacterized. The transcript is spliced from 2 exons. NCBI's taxonomy places the organism in Eukaryota, Fungi, Ascomycota, Sordariomycetes, Sordariales, Chaetomiaceae. The record is from RefSeq and is a predicted model, not a curated record. Bases 1 to 309 code for a protein of 102 amino acids.
AUGAACGUGAAAGACACACCUAUGGACCAAGGUGUUGCCUCCAUGACUAGCCCGAGUCAGUCAGGGCCAAGCCCAACACAAGAUGAUGCCAAAGUCGGCCCGGGCUCCUGGAAUACUAAGAAGUUUCGUGAUGAGUAUGAAACACUAAAGAAUAGGCUGCUUGAUUCCCAGUUCAGCGUUGCUGAAUAUCCUGAUCCGCUGGCUCCCAAGCCUCCCCAUCCGAAGCAGUAUCCUGUUGGAACAGGCCCAACCGUGGAGCAGAGGCUAUUGAAACUCAUCUCAGAAAUCAAAGCAGCCAACGAAAACUGA